Messenger RNA from Owenia fusiformis, 812 nucleotides. The record is from the annotation of a GenBank genome assembly. Lineage: Eukaryota; Metazoa; Annelida; Polychaeta; Sabellida; Oweniidae.
GUUUCAACUUAUCUUUCCAGAAGUUGAGAAUCGCGUUGGUGUUCAGUAUAACAUAUAAUUACAGCUCUCGCUGUCAUUGAUAUAAAAUAUCUUGGAAAUAGCUGGACUAGUAUCCGAGGAACAUAUCGAUACCAUAUUCGUAACUUUUCAAGAUGUACAAAAUACUUAUUUUCAGUGUUUUGCUGGUGGUCUCAUAUUCAGCUCCAGUUCCAAAUGUAGAAUCUGCUCAAAAGAUAGACGAUCUGAAAUCCAAGCUUGCCAGGCUACAAGAAGUGUUAAGAGAUCUCAAUGUUCAAGAAAAGCCAACUACCCCAACUCCUAAGUUAUCUCCCAGUGAAGAGAAGAUCCAAGAAAUUGCAGCUCUAUUAUCGCCCAGUGAAGUUGAACUUUUACGGAGUGUGAAAGCAAAAUUAGCAGCUGAGAAACAAAAGGAGGCAUUUGAUCAGGGUCAUUUUGAAGAAAAGGCGAUAAUCAACCUCAGAGGAUCUCAAGAUACCAAUGCCCAACAAGUUGACAAGAAAACAGUUAUCAACCUUAAAAGCUUGAAGAAAACAAAGGAAGCUCCAGACCCAAGUGUUAUAAACCUCAGAGGUGGUCAGAACAUACAAGGUGAUGACGAGGGCUACUUUGAUAGGUUCCAAAGUGAAUUAUUGGAAGAGGCUGAGAGAAGACUACUUGCUGACCUGAGAUAUGCCAAAGACCACAAUAUCAGUAUACAAAGCAUCAUCAAAGACAUCGAAGCUAAAAUGGAGGCAGCAAACAAGCUUUCACAGGAUGAAGAACAGCUUAAUAAACUCAGACUCCGAGAUUAA